CGGACUGGAAUCCUCUGUCGACGGCACGUCCUUGCAGCAGCGCGACCCCCGCAGCCCUCGGCAGCCCUCCUCCUCCUCAUAGCGCCAUGGCCACCAGCCGCUUCGCGCCCUCCUGGUUCGUCCUCCUGGCCGUGGCAGUGCUGGCCCUCAGCUGGGUGGCCAGCGCACAGCCCACCGGCGAGAAGGAGCGGAUAAUCAACGAGCUGGACCUCAUGGACGACGACGGCAGCGUGGAGACGGCGCUCAUGAACUACCUGUUCGCCAAGCAGAUGGUCAACAAGCUGCGCAAGGAGAUGGACGUGACGGACCUGCAGCGCAAGCGCUCCUACUGGAAGCAGUGCGCCUUCAACGCCGUCUCCUGCUUCGGCAAAUAGAGCAUCGGCCCGUAGGCGCGUCCCUUUCCACCACCUCCAUUUUGUUCAAGUUUCGCCGAGGGAGAAACAACUUGAAUUUUGGUGUACGUUUUCCCUUGAAAUAACGUCGAAAUAACGGAAAAAUAAUUUAGAAAGAACGUGGAUAUGACGAGAAAAAAUUUGAUUUUGAAAUAAGAAUGUACACAAUUGUUCAAAGUUGUUUCGCCCCUCGUGUUUCACCUUUCUGUUCAACAAGAAAGAAAAUGGUAAAAAAGAAGAAAGAAACUAUAGUAUUACGCGGCGUGUUUUGUUAGACGGCUGGUCAGGCGCAUCUGGCGCGCUAGUCAUUAAGAUGUAUUUCAGUGUAAUAAUUCAGUUAACUAAGUUAAUUAAGGUGUAGAUAAGUGUCUUUAAACAGAACCUGGUUAAAUAGUGCCGCAGGAUUGUAAUUACCAUUCAUUAGUCUUUCAUUUUAAGUUAUUCAUCUCGGGAUUGCAAGAGUCACACCCUGGAGCGGGGCCAUUAAAUCACUUGCCUUUACUGAA
This is a messenger RNA of Thrips palmi, 898 nucleotides long. RefSeq names its product prohormone-1-like. Bases 87 to 374 code for a protein of 95 amino acids. The transcript is spliced from 3 exons. The record is from RefSeq and is a predicted model, not a curated record. Lineage: Eukaryota; Metazoa; Arthropoda; Insecta; Thysanoptera; Thripidae.